Molecule: messenger RNA, 2741 nt
Organism: Xiphophorus hellerii (green swordtail)
Lineage: Eukaryota; Metazoa; Chordata; Actinopteri; Cyprinodontiformes; Poeciliidae
Product: AN1-type zinc finger protein 3-like
Exons: 6
Coding region: 293-1033 (246 amino acids)
Molecular function (GO): zinc ion binding; DNA binding
Source: RefSeq, a predicted model, not a curated record
CCCAUCUCUUCCAGUGGUUUGCUCCUCUCUCCAGCUGAUCGGCCCGUCGUCCCCAGUGGCUCUGUCCGUCGUCGGCUUUGACGGGCCCUGACACCCGCUGAGACUGGAUUAAUUUUACGUGUUCACCAGCCGCUCGUGUCGGCAGAGCUACUAAUUUUCGGCUGAAACUCUUAAGAAUUACUCCGACCCGAGUAGGGACUUCUAAAGCCGGGGCUAGCUGAGAGCAAACAGGAGGCCUUCACUCCAUCCACGGAUUCACCUGCUACGCGACAGCUUGUCACGGAGGUCCGAUAUGGGGGACACCGGGAGCGAGGGUAGCAAGGGUCCAAGCAACGUCAACGUUUUACCCCCGCGCUGCCCGUGCGGGUUCUGGGGAUCGAGCAAAACUAAGAAUCUCUGCUCUAAAUGUUUCGCAGACACUGAGAAGAAACAGCCAAACGAUGAUUGUGCCCCAAAGACCUCUUCAAGCACCGGCAGCAGUCAAACGGACAUCUUCUGUACUGAAACAAACAGCAUUAGUCAGUCCCUGAUGUCAAGAUCCAACAUUUCAGAAGAACCUUCGCCAGGAGAGACUGGAGUGGCAUCUGUUCAUAUUCAGAAUGGACUAUCCAACACAGAUACUGUCUUGGCUUCACUUUCCACCCCCACAAAGCGCUCAUACGAAUCUGCCUCAGAGUCAGAAAGUGACUCUUCACCAGAGAAGCGAGCCAGGGUGGCUGAGGUCCCAGAGGGUGAGGAGUGUUCAUCGUCGUCAUCAUCAUUGUCAUCUUCGCCAUUUUCUUCUCGCAGCGGCUCUAAACAGCGGAGCCGCAAACGUUGCCAUCGCUGCCAAACUAAACUGGAGCUGGUACAGCAGGAACUGGGCUCCUGUCGCUGUGGCUUCAUCUUCUGCAUGCUCCAUCGUCUUCCUGAGCAACACGAUUGUCUCUUUGACCACCAGGGGCGCGGCCGUCAGGAGGCUGUGCUCAAGAUGGUCAAGCUGGACCGUAAAGUGGGCCGCUCGUGCCAGCGCAUCGGGGAGGAGUGUUCAUGAGCAGCAAUUCUCCCCAGAGGAGUCUGAGCACUAACAGGGAUAUGAUUUUUUUCCUUUUCUUUAAUUCUUCAGGGUUUUUGAAGUUUUUUUUUUUUUUUUUUUUUGGAUACAAACCUAAAUUUGGUCCAUUUUAAAAUUGGCUCACUUUCCAAUUCUCCCCUGCUCCUCUUGGUCUGAUCAUAUCCCUUUUGCUAAGAUGCCUGUUGCAAGUAAAAUAAAUUCGAUGAGAGGAACAUUUGAGAAAAGAAAUUAUAAUUUUUUUAAGGAGCACUUGACUACAAAUCUAUGAAUGGUGUGAAAGUAUAUAAAGGGAUGUCAAGUUGAAAUAGCUCUUAUGUUUGUGUUGGAAACCAGACUGUACUCUUUACCUCAGAAAAAAAGACAAAAAAAAAGAAUGAUCAGGAGGAGAAAAUGGAGAAAGAAUUGGUCAUACUUCUUGCACACUUUGGCUUUGGCGCUGUUUCUAGACUGCUCUUUACCUCAGAAUCCAGACCAGAGCAUCUUUGUACCCUGCGCCAAGUAUGGACUUUGUGAGGCUAGCUAGUUAGCCAGCCUCGGUUCAAGUCACGUCUAACCCACACUGACCAUCCAGCUCUUACAACCCUGACCCCUUCAGAAAGACAAACCGCUAUUAAUCACCCACCUCAGGAUCUUCGGCGCUCACCCUGCCCUCGCCCUCACACCAGCUCGCUUUAUUUUCCUUUGCUCUGCAGAAAACCAUUUAACCAUUUGUUUCCACAUUGUUUAAAUCUGAAGGUGCUUCUGAAAUAGUGGACUAAAAGAAAGAAAAGUUUCUGGACACUGACGGUCUAUAAUCAGGACCUACAGACUGUGCCGGAUGUGGACACAUGGGGACAGCAAACCCCUUGUUCUUGGAUUAUGUAGAUUUCAGUGUUGGGAAGGGGCUAUGUUUCUUUUUUUUCAAUCUGCUUAUCCUCUCCUUAUCUUUCACAUGUAAGCAUUUCUUCAAAUCCAUGCUCUUUAAUCAACAAAUAUGAGGUUUUUGUGUGCUUGUAUGCAAAAUUGAAAAAGGCUGGUUUUAAGGACAUACGAGACGAUGUGCUAAUGAGGAAUCCCUGGACCUUGACUUGCAUCCUUACAUAUUGAAGACUUUUGACUGAGGACUGAAGCUGCAUUAAGUAAGUGAUGGGUUCCUGUUUUGGACUCUUUUGUUUAACCAGGUCUUGCACAUCAUAUUUUAGCCCUUCACUGCCGGCUAGUUUCCAUGCCAGCAUUGAAGUAUUGAGUUUCUCUCCGUUAACCAGUAUAUUAAUAUUCCUCAAUACAACAUUUGAUUUUCAUUCAGCAGGAUGACCCUUCCUCCUAUUUUCCACAUCUUUCAUUAUAUCAUUUGGUUUGUUUGUUCUCUUUCCUCCUCCUUGGUUUGCUGUAACUGAGGAAACCGAACUAUGGUGAGCAAAGUGUUUGAAAUAAUUGGCUACAGUUGCCUUUGACAUCUCUUCUUGGGGGACUGUGGAAAGAAUGACAAGGAAAUAAAUGAAUUGUGUAUCUUAAAGAAAACCUUGUUUAACCUCUUUUACUUUUUGGACUUAAGCAUUUGGUUGUGAUGUGCUUAAAAAUGAGAAAAUGAAUGUUAAAGAUAAUAGAUAUAUAAAUAUAUAUAUAUAUAUGUUUCUUUUGCGUUACUUUUCUGCUUCCACUUUCCUGUUGUUUUACUGAUUUAAAAAUAAACUGGGUUAGACAAAAA